CGGGCCCGUUCCACGUGUACAGAAGCGCGGCGGGGCCGGGCCGGGGGGGCUCAGCUCCCGCCUCCCCCCACCGCCGCUCCGAGCCAUGGCCGCGGGCAGCGCCGCGCUCCUGCUGAGCCUCCUGGGGGCACUGGGGCUGAGCGACCCCGGCCCGCUGGAGGACGUGGUGAUAGAGCGCUACUACAUCCCCAAGGUCUGCCUGCGGGAGGCCCAGAUGGGGGACUUCGUCCGCUACCACUACAAUGGGACCUUUAAAGAUGGCAAAAAGUUUGACUCCAGCUACGACCGAGGAGCCACGGUGGCUGGAGUGGUGGGCGUGGGGCGGCUGAUCACCGGCAUGGACCGCGGGCUGCAGGGCAUGUGCGUUAAUGAGCGGCGGCACCUCAUCGUGCCACCCCACCUGGGCUACGGCAGCAUCGGCGUGGCGGGGCUGAUUCCCCCUGACGCCACCUUGUACUUCGACGUGGUGAUGUUGGACAUCUGGAACAAGGAUGACAAGCUGCAGAUCACCACCCUGGCCAAACCUGAGCACUGCAACCGCACGGUGGAGAACUCAGACUUUGUGCGGUAUCACUACAAUGGCACCCUGCUGGAUGGGACCCCCUUCGACUCCAGCUACAGCAAAGACAGCACCUACGAUACGUAUGUGGGCACUGGGUGGCUGAUCAAGGGCAUGGACCAGGGGCUGCUGGGCAUGUGCGCUGGGGAGAAGAGGAACAUCAUCAUCCCACCAUUCCUGGCCUAUGGGGAGAAAGGCUACGGGACCGUGAUCCCACCGCAGGCCUCGCUGGUGUUCAGUGUGCUGCUGGUGGACUUCCACAACCCCAAGGACGGCGUCUCCCUGGAGCACCUGGAGGUGCCAUCGUCCUGCAGGCGCAGAGCUGUGACCGGGGACUUUGUGCGCUACCAUUACAAUGGCACAUUGAUGGAUGGGACGCUCUUUGACUCCAGCUACUCCCGUAACCAAACCUACAACACCUACAUUGGGAAGGGCUACAUCAUCCCUGGCAUGGACCAGGGCCUGCAAGGCGUCUGCAUCGGCGAGCGCAGGCGGGUGGUGGUCCCCCCACACUUGGCCUAUGGCGAGAACGGAGUGGGGAACAAAAUUCCUGGCUCCGCUGUUCUCAUCUUCGACGUCCACAUCAUCGACUUCCACAACCCGGCCGACCCGGUGGAGAUUGAGACCGUGCACCGUCCCGAAGGCUGCAACGUCACCGCGCGCGACAGGGACUUCAUCCGCUACCACUACAACUGCUCCCUGCUGGACGGCACGCGGCUCUUCUCCUCCCACGACUACGAGAAGCCCCAGGAGGUGACCCUGGGGGCCAACAAGGUGAUCGAGGGCCUCAACAGUGGCCUCCUGGGCAUGUGUGUGGGGGAGAGGAGGGUGCUCAUCGUCCCCCCGCACCUGGGCCAUGGAGAGAAUGGAGCCCGGGGAGUGCCCGGCAGCGCAGUGCUGCGCUUCGAGGUGGAGCUGAUCUCCCUGGAGGAGGGCGUUCCUGAAGGAUACCUCUUCAUUUGGCACGGGGACCCUCCUGAGAACCUCUUUGAGCAGAUGGACCUCAACAAGGAUGGGCAGAUCCCCGCUGAUGAGUUCUCCACCUUCAUCAAGACCCAGGUUGCAGAGGGGAAGGGACGCCUCAUGCCCAGCUCCGACCCCGAGAAAGUCAUCGCCGACAUGUUUGGGAACCAGGACCGCAACCAGGACGGGCGCAUCACGGCCGAGGAGCUGAAGCUGAAGUCGGAUGAGGACCGAGAGAAGGUCCACGAGGAGCUGUGAGGAGCAGCCGUGGCUGGGACGGCUCCUGCCAUUUUCUGAUUGUUUUUUUCCUGACGUUCCUCACGGCAGAACAUCACAGUCUGCACUUCAUGCAGGGAGGUGGGAAGCAGCCCCGGCUGUGGGGGCUGCAGUGGGUCAGGUCAGCGCAUCCCCCCCCAUCUCUGCACUGCACCCAUUGAUCUCAGCACAGCCAGCACGGCCCCCCAGGGCCUUCCCUGCCCUCCCACCUCCCCAUGUCCUGAGCUCAGCCCCGAGCCCAGCUCUGACCUCUCUGCUCCUUCAUCCUCAGCCAGUGACUGCACAGCCUGCCGGCCCCACGCAGGGACAGGGCAGCUCCCCCCGCGUCUUUUGCAGUAUUACUGUAGUUUAGGGAUUUUUUGUUUGUCCUGGGUUAGUUUUAAAUACAUGCUCCUUUAAAGGAGAAACAGAGCUGCCAUCCCUGCUGCAGUUCCCAGGAGCUGGAGGUGGCUCAGGGCCCCAGCACAGCACUGCUGCCCCCUCCACCUGCUGCAGAGCUGGGAGCAGAGCUGGCUGCCUGCCUCGGGGAGCAGCAGGACAACCCUCCUCAUCCUCCUCACUGCAACAGCUGCCAGGGGGCGCAAGAAAUCAGCCCUGGUUGGUUCUGAUGCCAAAAUGCAGCCCAUUAACUCGGUGCUCUCAGGUUCGUGCCCAGCACAUCCCCACCACCUUCCCAGCAGCUCUGGAAGCUUUUGCACAGUUUGACCUUGCAAAGAGAAAAAACACAGGAGCAAAAAUGUGCAAAGGACCAGAGCAAACCCUCAAACAACGACUUCUAAGUGGCACCAAAUAAAUAAUUCCAAGUGGUUUCCAAGA
Molecule: messenger RNA, 2614 nt
Organism: Coturnix japonica (Japanese quail)
Lineage: Eukaryota; Metazoa; Chordata; Aves; Galliformes; Phasianidae
Gene: FKBP10
Product: FKBP prolyl isomerase 10
Cellular component (GO): endoplasmic reticulum
Molecular function (GO): calcium ion binding; peptidyl-prolyl cis-trans isomerase activity
Source: RefSeq, a predicted model, not a curated record